Molecule: messenger RNA, 1110 nt
Organism: Aspergillus welwitschiae
Lineage: Eukaryota; Fungi; Ascomycota; Eurotiomycetes; Eurotiales; Aspergillaceae
Product: alkene reductase
Exons: 1
Coding region: 1-1110 (369 amino acids)
Molecular function (GO): NADPH dehydrogenase activity; FMN binding
Source: RefSeq, a predicted model, not a curated record
AUGUGCUCCAAACUUUUCCAGCCUCUUCAGAUCGGCAAAGCCAAUCUUGAGCACCGAGUAGUCAUGGCACCACUCACUCGAUUCCGCGCGGACUCCCAACAUGUCCCACUCCCCAUGGCAACAACAUACUAUGAGCAACGUGCUUCAGUUCCGGGCACUAUGCUCAUCGCAGAAGCAACACUGAUCUCACCCUCAGCUGGCGGACUUCCUCAUGCGCCUGGAAUAUGGAACCAAGAACAGGUUCACGGCUGGAAAAAGAUUACUGAGGCGGUGCAUAAGAAAGGAAGCUUCAUUUUCUGUCAACUAAUUGCUGUUGGCAGAGCCGCUGACCCAGCUCAGUUGCAUGCAGAAGGUGGUCAUGUGCUGCAUGCUCCUAGUCCGAUUCCUAUUGAGCCGGGGAUGCCGGUUCCCAAGGAGCUAGAUGAACUCGAGGUGCAGGGAAUCAUCAAUGACUUCUCAAUGGCCGCGAAAAACGCUAUUCGUGCUGGUUUUGACGGCGUUGAGAUCCACGGGGCUAAUGGGUACUUGGUCGACCAGUUCCUCCAAGACGUUUCUAAUAAGAGAAACGAUAAAUGGGGUGGUAGUAUCCCCAACAGAGCACGAUUUGGAUUGGAGGUCGCCAAAGCAGUGGCCGAUGUCAUUGGUGCUGACCGACUCGGCUUUCGCCUCAGUCCGUGGAACACAUGGCAGAGCAUGAAGAUGGUCGAUCCUGUGCCUCAAUUCACCUACUUCGUGGAGCGCCUGCAACAGCUAGGACUGGCCUACCUCCAUGUAAUUGAGUCUCGCGUCAUCAAUAACGUGGACUGCGAAAAUGAGGGCAGUAUCAAGUUCCUACUCGACGUUUGGGGGAAAUCAGCGCCUGUGAUUGUUGCCGGCGGAUAUAGACCAGAGAAUGUAGAAAAUGCUUUGGAGGAAGAAUACAAGAACUACAAGGUUGCAGUCGCCUUCGGCCGUCAUUUUAUCGCCAAUCCUGACUUGCCAUUUCGCAUUCGUCAUGACGUUCAUCUUAACCCUUACGACCGAGAGAGUUUCUAUACGCCUUUGCAAGAGAAUGGCUACACAGAUUAUCCCUUCAGUGCGGAAUUUAUUGAAAGCAAAACUAAAUGCUGA